GCUGCCGGGUUAUCCUGUUGCCACCAUUUCGUACGUCUACUGUCCGACACAUGUUCUCCAAACGCCGUAAUCAUUUAGACUAGAACUGUUUUUGCCGGGGUCUUUAUCUUUUAUGCUUGAUCAUUCAGUGGAUGGGGUGUUCCCGUUUUUAUUUACUGUGAAUGCUGAGUGGUCGGAUCGAGGUGGUCUUUGUUUUCGUGGAAAAAAGCGAACUGGAGUGGACUGAUGCUGCGUCGCUGGUAAACACCAGAAAUGGGUGUCAUCGAACCAAGGUUGCAAAUCCCGGUUCGUUCUUGGACCAGAUUUUCAUUUUUCUUAUGAUACAACAUCUGUCCAAUCGAGCUCUUAUACAUCUACAAGUUGCUACACUGAGCAGGCUUCAGUCAAGCAAACAAAUGUUCCAAUCAAUAGCCACUGGACAGAGUCUGCCAUAGGGAGGAUAUCAAUAACACACUAAUACACUUGACACACACACACAUACACACACAAACACACACACACGGGCCAUGGCACUGGAGAACUCGGUCUUCCCCUCUCGCCCAGAUUCCCUCUCGCUCCCCGUGGAGGAGAAGGGGGAAGGGGAAGAAGUGGAGGUGGCCACUGAGGCCACAGCCGCCACAGGAGUCUUUAACCUAUCAGAGGAGCUGGGCCACGUCGUCACCACAGAGACAGCGCCGUCCCCUCCGCCCUUGGCCAAGGUCAGCAGGUCGUUCCAGGCCAAACUGGCUGAGAGAGAGGCCCAAGCCAAUCAGCACAGGAAGAAGACCCAGGGGACGGAGAAGGAGAGGGGACGAUUCGGCUGGGCCCGGACUCGGCGUAAGAGGCAGCGCUAUGUGGAGAAAAACGGUCGAUGCAAUGUGCAGCACGGUAACAUGCGGGAGACUUACCGCUACCUGACUGACAUCUUCACCACGCUGGUGGACCUCAACUGGCGCUGCUCACUCUUCGUCUUCGUCAUGGCCUACGCUGUGACGUGGCUCUUCUUCGGGGCCAUCUGGUACCUCAUAGCCUACUGCAGGGGUGAUCUGGACCAUCUGGAGGACGAGACGUGGACGCCGUGCGUCAACAACGUCAACGGCUUCAUCUCGGCCUUCCUCUUCUCCAUCGAGACAGAGACCACCAUUGGCUACGGCCACCGUGUCAUCACUGACCAAUGUCCAGUGGGCACGAUGCUGCUGCUUCUGCAAGCCAUACUGGGAUCAAUGGUCAACGCCUUCAUGGUCGGCUGUAUGUUUGUGAAGAUCUCACAGCCCAACAAACGAGCCGAGACGCUGGUGUUCUCCAAACACGCCGUCAUCUCCCUGAGAGACGACAAGCUCUGUCUGAUGUUCAGAGUUGGCGACCUGCGCAGCUCCCAUAUCGUAGGGGCCAACAUGAGGGCCAAGCUCAUCAAGUCCAAACAGACUCAGGAAGGCGAGUUUAUCCCUCUGGACCAGACGGACAUCAGCGUGGGCUUUGAGACAGGCGAUGAUCGCCUCUUCCUCGUCUCGCCGCUGGUGAUCUCCCAUGAGAUUGACGCACAUUCGCCCUUCUGGGACAUGUCCCAGGCCCAGCUGGAGAAGGAGGACUUUGAGAUUGUGGUCAUUCUUGAGGGAAUGGUGGAGGCCACCGGGAUGACGUGCCAGGCGAGGAGCUCCUAUCUAGCGGAGGAGGUGUUGUGGGGUCACAGGUUCAGCCCGAUGAUGUCUCUGGCAGAGGGUUUCUUUGACAUUGACUACGGAGCCUUUCAUCACACGUUUGAGGUGGACACGCCCUCCUGCUCAGCACGAGAGCUCUCAUUGGCUGCAGCCAGACUCGACGCUCACCUCUACUGGUCCAUCUCCAGCAGGCUGGAUGAAGAGCCCACCCUGGCCAACCAGGCAGCCAAGCAGCAGGACAGCUGCUCGGCCAACAGCAAAGGAGGGGAGCCGACCUUCAUUGUCGGGGAGAUGACUGACAUUCAGGAGCAAUCAGGACUGGGCGAGCUGAACGGCAGCGUCGCCACCGACCAAUCCGAAUCGGAGGCCUAGAAUAUAGAAUGUUUACAAAGACCUUCAGUAUAUCACCACCACACCACAGUUAGUGUUUGCAGAUCUUUUUCUUUCAAGGCAAAAUUAAUAGUUUCAUUAGACUCAGUUCUACAGUAUAUGCCAUAUCUUGUGUUACCAUAUGAAGGAGUUCAGUUCUUGAUACUUGUCUUUUAUUUCUAUGUUGAUCUUUGUUACAGGUGUCCUGUAUAUGUGCUAUCUCUUUUUUUUUGAUCUGUUGUGUUAGCUCCAAUCACCCUUGCCUAUAUCUACAUUUAAAUGACAAUACUAUGCUUCAGGUGGGGUCAACUAUAGUGUAUCCUUUGGACCAGAGGAGAACGUUAAACAGACAGAGGUCAUUUGUCUUGCUGGACAAAAAGAUGUGGAUUUAUGUGAUGAUUUAAAUGAUGGAUUGUUCACAUUUAAAAUAGGUGCAGUGCAUAGACGCUUUAAUUUCACCUGCGCAUGAAUAUCACUAGAUGAUAUUGAGGUAUGGACUGAAAUUGUAGAAACCUUAACUUUCUUUAGAUGCAAAGAUUUACUGUACAUCAAUCAGGCGUUGACAGGGUGGGAAAGUAACACCAGCCCAAAUGUGUCUACUCUGCUAAAAUCUUAAUUUAGCCUCAAACCAUGAUUUGGUGCUAGAAAAAUGUUCAACAAAUCCUAUUUGGCUGAUAAAAAUAGCAACAGUGGCCUGAGAAUUGUGGCCUGUGGACAACAAAGCUGGUUUCCUGCCCUUGAGGAGGCACAGAGUAUAAUGUUUGUUGGUAACACUAUAAAAUACAUGUGAUGACAUUCCUAACUGCACUCAACACAUUAUGGUGAAUAGGGUAUCUAUCUAGAACUGUUAACAUAGAGACAGGUUAACACUCGAGUGUGUCUGUGGCUUCGUUUCACGUACGAUGUGUGUAGCUCAAGGAUUAUCUAUGUUUUGUCCCAGGCCAAGUAGAAAUUAAAAGCACAACAGUGUCCUGCUCAGUUCAGCCCUAACUCCUGCUUCUGCUGCUGUGUAUAUAUGUGGCCAUUUUUACUUGAUGUUUUUAAUAUUUAAUAUAACACAUCGAUUAGAAU
This is a messenger RNA of Seriola dumerili (greater amberjack), 3077 nucleotides long. RefSeq names its product G protein-activated inward rectifier potassium channel 3-like (gene kcnj9). Bases 507 to 2009 code for a protein of 500 amino acids. Gene Ontology annotation, molecular function: inward rectifier potassium channel activity. The record is from RefSeq and is a predicted model, not a curated record. NCBI's taxonomy places the organism in Eukaryota, Metazoa, Chordata, Actinopteri, Carangiformes, Carangidae. Gene Ontology annotation, cellular component: plasma membrane. Gene Ontology annotation, biological process: potassium ion import across plasma membrane; regulation of monoatomic ion transmembrane transport. The transcript is spliced from 8 exons.